UUCUUCCGCUCACUUUUAACCAAAAGACCUAAACGGAGGUAGUACACCUCCACUGUCUAAUCUAAAAAUGGCGUCGAGACUAGCGAUACUGAAAUGCACCGGCGCAGACUCCGGUGCACUUUUGAGGCUGAGGAGAUGGCUUCAUGCUUCAGCACUCCCUCCACCGUUGGAUGCUCCCAUCAGUCAGCCCACCGCAUCACAACCGUUGGUUUUGCCCGAGUCUGAUCAAAUUCUCGACAGCAACAGUGAAAACGACGUAGGGUUUGGGUUUGGGUUACCAAGUUUCCACUUUGGAGGAUCCAUGGAGCUCAUGGCUGUUCCAAAGAAGAAAGUGAGUCGCCAUAAGAGAGGAAUAAGAAAUGGACCCAAGGCUUUGAAACCUGUUCCGGUGAUUAUAAGAUGCAAGAGCUGUGGUCGUGUUAAGCUGCCACACUUCUUCUGUUGCGGUGGAGAUCGAGGACAGACCAGUGAACAAGGUGAUUCAUCCAGUUAAGCAUGUUGUUUGUUCUGUUAGUGUGCUAACAGAGAUAAAUAAGUAGUUUUCCAAUUUUUUUGAGUAAAACAUUGUAAGGAUUUCAUGUAUCAAGAAUUUGUUAUAGAAA
Durio zibethinus is the source of this 602-nucleotide messenger RNA. RefSeq names its product Ribosomal L32p protein family. Gene Ontology annotation, molecular function: structural constituent of ribosome. The record is from RefSeq and is a predicted model, not a curated record. NCBI's taxonomy places the organism in Eukaryota, Viridiplantae, Streptophyta, Magnoliopsida, Malvales, Malvaceae. Gene Ontology annotation, biological process: translation. Gene Ontology annotation, cellular component: mitochondrial large ribosomal subunit.